GCCGAGGCUGAUUCUCGCGACAGUAGCGGCGACAGCGGCAGCUAUGCGCGUGCGCAGCAAUCUGCGUGGGCGUGUGUCCCUUUCCCCUCGCGUCAGCGUGAGUCGCUGGGGAUCCGCACAUGCGCACGCUCUCGCGGACGGAAGGGGGCGGUCCUGGACUAUGAUCCCCACCCCGCGGCACCCGCACGUGGGCGCGCACGGGCCCUUCAGCGAGGUGUACGCGCCGGCCGAGGACACCUACCUGCUGCUGGACGCGCUGGAGCAGGACGCGACCCAGCUCAGAGACGCGCGAGUUGAGAUCUCCCUUGAAGUAGGAGCUGGAUCAGGUGUGGUUUCAGCAUUUCUGGCUUCCCUUGUUGGACCCAGUGCAUUGUACAUAUGUACAGAUAUCAACCCUAUAGCAGCUUCUUGUACCUUGGAGACAGCUGUACUUAACAAAGUUCACAUUCACCCAGUAAUUACUGACUUGGUCACAGGAUUGUUACCGAGAUUAAAUGGGAAGGUUGAUCUACUACUAUUUAAUCCACCGUAUGUGGUAACCCCUUCUGAAGAGGUAGAAAGCCAUGGAAUAGAGGCAGCCUGGGCUGGAGGCAAAAAUGGCAGAGAAGUAAUGGAUAGACUUUUUCCUUUAGUGCCAGACCUGCUUUCAAUAAGAGGAUUAUUCUAUUUAGUUACAAUUAAAGAGAACAACCCAGAUGAAAUUUUGGAAACAAUGAAGAAAUACGGUUUAAGAGGUACUAGAGUACUUUCUAGACAAGCAGGAAGAGAAACUCUCUCAAUUCUCAAAUUCAGCAAGUCCUGACGACUGCUCUUAAAUCUUUAAACAUCUUCAGCAAUGGAAGUUGAACACAAAUGGUGUUACAAUGGUCAGGCUAUUUUGUGAUGAUAAACUAUAACUCAACAGAUUUUGAAAAAAAAUUAUCCUGUCUCCUGACCUUUACAGGAAAAUUAGCAAAACUUUCUUUUUUGUUCCCUUAACCUGGCCGUCAACCCACUGUGGUCUGUAAUCAAUGAGGGAGCAGUUGUUUCUGGACUUGGUUUUCUAUUAGCGUAGUGGAACAGUAGCUGAAAUGUAAACUUUAAAAUGGGCAGUCACACUUUAAAAUGGGGAAAUUCAUUGGUAUGUGUUUUGUUUUAUAACUGGAAUAUUUUUAUGUGAUCAUACAUUUAAUUGUGAACCUUUGUCGUUCAUUAUGGGUUCUCAAAACAGUGUUCUUGCUUUAGUACUUUGUCUUCUCUUAUGGUACUUAUUCUGUACAAAUAUCUAGUUUUAAUUAGUAUUUAAGAAGCCACUGAUCUUGGGGUUAAUGGCCUCAGUCUUAUAUUUUGCACUGGUUACAGAAUCAUCAAAAGCCUAGUGCAUAGAAACUAAUUUUGCUUACAUAUCUUAUCUUGCUACUGUAUUAUUGCUAUGAAUAUUUCAACAGAUGCACCCAAUAAGGAGUUCUGCUAUAUGUUAUACAGGGUCUUUAAGCUAAAUGCUAUGGGUUAAUAAACAGUGUAAAAAGUUCAGUUCAAUAUAAUCAAUUUUACAAAAUUCUUUUAGGGUGGAGACUAAUUUUAGACUGUAAAAAGGAAGGUUUAGUUUAAAAAUAUUUUCAGUAGAGCCUAGUUGUCACAGUAUGGAAAACUAACAAGUGAUGGUUCUUUAUAAAGCACGUCCAUUUAUGACUAUGGUAUGAUACCAUUCUUAUACUAACGCACCAUAAAAUGUAUGGGAUGGAGACUUGUAUGGUUUGAUAAUCUCCCUAUAUUUAAGCCUCUUCAGUUUGUUUAAACCGAUUUUUAUGGAAAAAUUCCUGGAUUUUACAAAAAGUAUUCAUUUUUUUCUGAUUUUCACCCUAUUUUUGUAUCAUUCAAAUAUAUAAAAAAUAACUUGCUUUAUUCAAAAAUACAAUACAUUGCAUGAGAUAUAUGUAUUAUGACAAUACAUUAGUCUGGGUGUAUAUGCAAAGGUGCCUGUUGAAGUAAGGCUAUGUAUUAGUCAAGAAAAUACACACAAUAAACAAACAGGCAUGCGAGCUCUGAAGUGUGUGUGCAUCUGAACAUACUGAUGAAUCUCACGUCCACCACGUACACAUUUCAAGCUGUUAGCGGAUAACAGUUUAAAGAUUUGACACACUAAAAUGGGAAGAAAACAAAAAUCUAUACCAGAAUACAUUUCAGAAAACAAGUAUUUGAAAGUUUUUAAAAAAACAAAAACAGGAGAAAAGGAUGAGGUUGAGGGUAUGUGCUGCAAAUGGUGUGACCCAGUUAUUAAAAGUAAAUAUUUAUAGGAUAAUAUUUCUAAGUCUACAACAGUAAAACUGUUUAUUCAAAUGAAAAGUAUUAUUGUCUUCUUAAACUUUCAGGUAGCACUAUGUUUUGAGUUCUGUUUUAGUUUUGCAAACCACAUUGAUUAACAAAAUUCAAAGCAUUAAUCCACUGAAUACUUUUCCCCCUUGACUUUCUGUCCACCACAAUAAACCCAAUUAUUUACCCAGAAAA
Molecule: messenger RNA, 2487 nt
Organism: Gopherus flavomarginatus (Mexican gopher tortoise)
Lineage: Eukaryota; Metazoa; Chordata; Testudines; Testudinidae
Gene: HEMK2
Product: N-6 adenine-specific DNA methyltransferase 1
Exons: 6
Coding region: 44-802 (252 amino acids)
Biological process (GO): methylation
Cellular component (GO): eRF1 methyltransferase complex
Molecular function (GO): protein methyltransferase activity; nucleic acid binding; S-adenosylmethionine-dependent methyltransferase activity
Source: RefSeq, a predicted model, not a curated record